GGGAGGCCGGGCGCGCCGCCGCUAUGAAUUCCGCCGAGCAGACCGUUACGUGGCUCAUUACCUUGGGGGUGCUGGAGUCGCCCAAGAAAACCAUCUCGGACCCGGAGGGCUUCCUGCAGGCGUCUCUGAAGGAUGGGGUGGUCCUCUGCAGGCUGUUGGAGCGCCUGCUACCCGGGACCAUCGAGAAAGUCUACCCGGAGCCCCGGAGCGAGAGUGAGUGCCUGAGCAACAUCCGCGAGUUCCUGCGAGGCUGUGGGGCCUCCUUGCGUCUGGAGACGUUUGAUGCAAACGAUUUGUAUCAGGGGCAGAAUUUUAACAAGGUCCUCAGUUCCUUAGUGACUCUAAAUAAAGUAACAGCAGACAUUGGACUGGGAAGUGACUCUGUGUGUGCCCGGCCCUCAUCUCAUCGGAUAAAGUCUUUUGACUCCCUGGGAUCCCAGCCUUCACACAGUCGGACUUCAAAAUUGUUCCAGGGCCAGUAUCGAAGUUUGGACAUGACCGAUAAUAGCAACAGUCAACUGGUAGUAAGAGCAAAGUUUAACUUCCAGCAGACAAAUGAAGAUGAGCUUUCCUUUACGAAAGGAGACGUCAUACAUGUCACUCGAGUGGAGGAAGGGGGCUGGUGGGAGGGCACACACAACGGCAGGACUGGCUGGUUCCCCAGCAACUACGUGCGAGAGAUCAAGCCUAGUGAAAAGCCCGUAUCUCCCAAAUCUGGAACAUUGAAGAGCCCUCCCAAAGGAUUAGAUACGACUGCCAUUAACAAAAGCUAUUAUAAUGUGGUGCUACAGAAUAUUUUGGAAACAGAAAAUGAAUAUUCUAAAGAACUUCAGACUGUGCUUUCUACCUAUCUACGGCCAUUGCAGACCAGUGAGAAGUUAAGUUCAGCAAACACUUCAUAUUUAAUGGGAAAUCUAGAAGAAAUAUGUUCUUUCCAGCAAAUGCUUGUACAGUCUUUAGAAGAAUGCACCAAGUUGCCUGAAGCUCAGCAGAGAGUUGGAGGCUGCUUUUUAAAUCUGAUGCCACAAAUGAAAACUUUGUACCUUGCAUAUUGUGCCAAUCACCCAUCUGCAGUGAAUGUUCUCACGGAGCACAGUGAGGAGUUGGGAGAGUUCAUGGAGAUAAAAGGUGCCAACAGCCCGGGGAUUCUCGUGUUGACAACUGGCCUCAGCAAACCAUUCAUGCGACUGGACAAGUACCCUACGCUGUUGAAGGAGCUCGAGAGACAUAUGGAGGAUUAUCAUCCAGAUAGACAAGAUAUUCAGAAAUCCAUGACUGCCUUCAAAAACCUUUCAGCCCAGUGUCAAGACGUACGGAAAAGGAAAGAGCUAGAGUUGCAAAUCCUGACAGAAGCCAUCCGGAACUGGGAGGGAGAUGACAUUAAAACCCUGGGCAAUGUCAUUUACAUGUCCCAGGUCAUGAUUCAGUGUGCCGGAAGUGAGGAAAAGAAUGAGAGAUAUCUUCUACUCUUCCCAAAUAUUUUGCUAAUGUUGUCUGCCAGUCCUAGGAUGAGUGGUUUUAUCUAUCAGGGAAAGCUACCAACGACAGGAAUGACAAUCUCAAAGCUUGAGGACAGUGAAAAUCAUAGAAAUGCAUUUGAAAUAUCAGGGAGCAUGAUUGAGCGCAUAUUAGUGUCAUGCAAUAACCAGCAAGAUCUUCAUGAAUGGGUGGACCAUCUACAGAAGCAAACGAAAGUCACAUCUGUCAGCAAUCCCCCCAUCAAACCUCAUUCUGUGCCGUCUCAUACCCUCCCCUCCCAUUCUAUCACCCCAUCCAGCAAGCAUGCAGACAGCAAGCCAGUGCCACUGACACCCGCCUACCACACACUGCCCCACCCCUCUCACCAUGGCACUCCACAUACCACCAUCAACUGGGGGCCCCUAGAGCCUCCGAAGACCCCCAAGCCAUGGAGCCUGAGCUGUCUGCGACCUGCACCUCCCCUCCGACCCUCAGCUGCUCUCUGCUACAAGGAGGAUCUUAGUAAGAGUCCCAAGACCAUGAAAAAGCUGCUACCUAAGCGCAAACCUGAGCGGAAGCCUUCGGAUGAAGAGUUUGCCCUGAGGAAAAGCACAGCUGCUUUGGAAGAAGACGCUCAGAUUUUGAAAGUCAUCGAAGCUUACUGCACAAGCGCCAAAACACGGCAAACACUCAAUUCAAGUUCACGCAAAGAAUCUGCUCCACAAGUGUUGCUUCCAGAAGAAGAAAAAAUUAUAGUGGAAGAAACUAAAAGUAAUGGUCAGACAGUGAUAGAAGAAAAGAGUCUCGUUGAUACUGUCUAUGCAUUGAAGGAUGAAGUACAAGAAUUAAGGCAGGAUAACAAAAAGAUGAAGAAGUCUCUGGAGGAAGAACAGAGAGCGCGCAAAGACCUGGAGAAGCUGGUGAGGAGAGUUCUGAAGAACAUGAAUGACCCCGCUUGGGACGAGACCAACCUCUGAGGAAUGGCCUUGGUUCCUUCUGAAGACCAGUUACAAGACCAAGCCUGGAGCCCCGCAAUCCAGGCUGGUGUGACAUGCGGGAUCACAGGGCAGGGCAGGAUGAAAGGCAUCUUGCUUUCUGUGCAUAGAAAAGCUGGAGAUUAUCUUGAGAAUAGAAACGGUCACACUGCUCCUAAAGAAUCCAAGCGUGAGGUGCAGACACCGAGGGCGGGACCGCGUUAAUCUCACUCUGGUAACAUCUCAAUUACCUCAUUUUGCAAUAAGUGCAGCGAGUGACUACAAAUCCUGGUCUUUCAGGCUUUUAUUGAAUAUGUGUAAAUAGUAUAUAUACAUGUUUCUUGUAAAUACUCCAUUUUGAAUGCAUAUCCACGAUUGUUAUUUCUGGGUUGAUACCCAUGCUAGAAUUUCCUUUCCACUAACCUUUCCGGUCCCGUUAACUAGAAGUCAUGUUCAUGUAUGCCUGGAAGGCAGAGCUGUGCAGGGCACCCCGCUGGCUUUUGGUAGAUGCCUGACUGUUCUCCACCACUGUAGUCUCCACAGUGCUCUAAAAAUACUGGCCACCUCAGUAUACCUAAUGAAUUUAACCUUAUUUAUACCUUCAAAGAUACUUUAAUGCCAUUUUAAAGUCUUCUGUUAAAGCAGUAUUGCAGUCACUGACAUACAGUGGUUCCAAGUGCAGUGCUCUGGCUGAAUGAGGGAGAGUCUGAGCCUCAGCCUUGAAGCCAAGGAAGCACACAUGCCACCUUGUCCAGGCACAGGUGUAUGUUCUAGCUGCUUCGUGUGAAUAUUGCGAUCAUCAGUGUAUUCACUGCACUUGGAAAGAUCACACAGACUUACACAUAGGCUAGUUUCAUAACAUGACAAAGUGCACUGUUUUGUCCUCCCCCCAAAACAAAGUUUCACUAAAACCUGUAAAUAAAAUGUAUUAUUUAUUACAUAUCACUGCAGCUGGUGAAGACGAAUCAAGGUGAUGCUGUGAGCUGUCUUCAGUGGGUAGGAUUUGUCAGGCCAUUUUAGCCCUGAAUUCUGUUUUACCAUCAGGGUGCAGCAAGCAUUACUUCAGUGCUCAUGGGGAAAAGAAGUGUUCCCCUCUUUCAAUAAGAAUAAAGCAAUAUACAUUUUAAAUUCCA
Molecule: messenger RNA, 3565 nt
Organism: Pteropus alecto (black flying fox)
Lineage: Eukaryota; Metazoa; Chordata; Mammalia; Chiroptera; Pteropodidae
Gene: ARHGEF7
Product: Rho guanine nucleotide exchange factor 7
Exons: 21
Coding region: 24-2435 (803 amino acids)
Biological process (GO): intracellular signal transduction
Molecular function (GO): guanyl-nucleotide exchange factor activity; protein binding
Source: RefSeq, a predicted model, not a curated record